AUGGCAGAGAAGAUAAACAGCGUUCAAAUGACAAACCUUCAGGAAGGGACAAUUUCCCAGAAGCCUCCUCUGUCAAACAGCAACGGACGUCAAACAGGAGUAAAAAUGUGGCAGGAGUUUGUUGAUAACACAACGUUGCAUGGCAUUCGUUAUGUCUUUAUAAAGCGCCAUGCUGUCACUCGCCUUAUAUGGUUGAUUUUGCUAUUGUCGUCUGGUGGUUACUACAUUUUUACAGUUUAUAGAGCUUUUGAAAAAUACUACAGUCGUCCUAUUAACACUGUAGUAAGCAGAAAACAUCUAAGAAAAAUGGAUUUCCCAGCUAUAACGAUUUGCUCAAACAAUUUGUUUUCAAGAAGCAAAGUCUCUUUAGCUGAUGAUGAUCCAUCCUUUGCAUCCAGCGGUUUAAAUAUCUCGUCAUGCGCUGUCACAUCAAGAGCCCGAGCCAAUCGACCCUGUGGAUUGUCUUUGCUAUGCUGUUGUACUCCUUUUGAUAAUGAGAACGAGUCGCUUGCUCUCCCAAACUGUACAUUUGAAUACAAACAAGAACUGUUGAAAGAUAUACAAGUGUCUAACCAUCGUAUAGAAGUUGAGAGUUUUUAUCAAAAAUACAGCCUAAAUAUCAGUAAUCUUCUUGGACCUACUUGUCAGUUCAGUUGGAGGCAAACUCAGUGUUCAAUAACAGACUUCGAUCCCACAGUGACCGAGUGGGGAAUGUGUUACACUUUUAACUCAGGAAGAGAAAGCGAAAUUAAAAUUGUAGACACUGCUGGAGUUUCUUCUGGACUUACGCUGCUUCUCGAUGCAAACACAGCUGAGUAUACUCGUGGAAAAUUUUCCGAGGGAUUCAAAGUGUUGAUCCACGGGCAAGGUGAAUACUAUGAUGAAUUUGAUGGAAUCAGCGUGGGACCUGGGCAACAUGCUUCAAUCGCUCUUUCUCAGAAACGGGUUGGUUUAUUUGUUUGUUUGUUUGAGUGUAAUCUUUAUUCAAUUUAGUUGUCUGUUUGAUAGCUUAUAGGUUCAAGUGCCUUUUUUCUUUUAUUAAGGGUGGUAACAUCCUAGAAAAGUGCGAUUAUGAGAUUAAGGAUCGCAAUUUCAGUGCACGCUCUUCAAGCGUCUUUCUUUUCUGCCUGGUGCAUACAAAAGAAAAGACCUGAAUGGGUGAUACGUUGGCUGAUUCAAAUAGAACUGGUCAUGCAUAUGUAACGUUUUACUUCAGAUACAUAUUAGUUACAUUAUGUGGUUAAGUUGUCAGCUUAUUCUCAUUAGUAUGUUAUGUUUGUUUUGAAAGUUGGCUAUACUUUUUUUACUUUUAGUAUGAGAAUUUGGAGAAGCCAUAUGCCACCAACUGCACAAAUAAACCAUUAAACACAUUUUCUAAGUACUCAUCAGAAGGAUGCCUUUAUGAGUGCAAGGUUCAAAGCACUAUUAAAAUUUGUAGCUGUCGACCCAUCGGCUACAUUGGUAAAUUUAUGUUCUUAAUUUAUUUUGACCAAUAAUUUAUAAGUAAAAUAUUAAUUAUUAAAGUUAUUAAAAAAAAAAGAAGUAAACUGUGUAAAAAAUCACUCACACCUCAACAGAAAGUUGAGGGCUGAGCGUUCCAGUCAGAUUCUUUUGCACGUUAUGCCUUCGAAACGUAAUACUUGAACGUGUCAACUACCUUCAAGUACUUCCCCCCUUCUAAAGAGUACACGACUUAUUUUCUAAGUCAAUUUUUUUUAAUAAUCACCAAAUUCUUCACCACGCAAAAGUAGUUGAAGGUGAUGCUUCUUCCUGCUUCCAGUUCACAGGACUGAUUUGACUAAUUCCACCGUCCUCACGACUUAGUGCUGUUUUUCAUAGACUAAAAAAAACUUUGCGAAUCCUUUCGAUGAAUUUGAACGUCAUUUCAUGACUGCCAUUACUAUGCAUAUUUUCUGUUUAUAAAAUUAUUUUGUUUAUUCCUUGUUAGGUUCCCGUGACACUCCUCCGUGCCUAUCCCCCAACGAGGUUAAAUGCAGUGACAGCGUUGAUGGUGGGAAUGUUGUUAGAACCUUUUGAUCUCAAAUUGACAAGUUAGAAUUGCGGUGUGAAUGGUCCUGUAGACAUUCCACGAAAUACCCAUGUUACCUAGUUGCAUUUUACUUGCCAACUCGAUUUAUUGUGGUGCCGGAUGGUCUCCGUUUUUUGAUUCAGCAAACUCAAACAGUGUUACUAUGCCUCUCGUUUCGACAUAAAAAUUAAAUUUUAAACAAGCACAUAAGCCGCUUAUAAUUACUGACACUGAUCAUGUGUAAGGUUUGGACCUCAAAAAUGAUCCGUGUCAGUGUCUUAAUACGUUAUUAAGUUGUAUUUGGCCCAAAGCUUAAUCAAUCUACUAUAUUUUUAGUUUCUGUUCCAGGCUGAUUGUCUGUACAACUCUUAAAUCAGAAGUAAAAUAGGUCAUUUACGAAGUGAAGGCUUGUAUGCAUUUGCUGUAGAGGAUUCCAAUUUUUUAUUUUUAUUUUCAUUAAUUUUUUAAUUUCUACUUUCAUUAUCGUUUCUUCAUAAAGCGUCUAUAGACGAAGACAUGUGUGACUGCCAAGUUCCUUGCUUUCAAACUCGAUAUCAAGCUGAGGUUUCUUAUUCAAAGUUCCCGGAUAUAGGCACUGCUGAAGACCUAUUGAAUGAGGGCUAUGAGAGUUUACAGCACAUGAGGUAUUUUCAGUGAUAUUUGCCAGCAUGGCAUAGAUAAAGAAAACCUAUUACUAUUAGCCUAUUAAAUCCAGAGCAUAUAUUUCUUUUCUGCCCCUGUAACGGUUUUGGUCUUUUGUCUCGUUUUGAGUAAAAGUGGAGACAUCGUCAAAGGGGAUACAUUAGAGAAAGAACUUGAGCUCAAACAGACUGAAAAAUCCUGGUCUGAAUAAUAUAAUAAUUCACAUUUAAGCAACCCAAGGUUUAAAAAAUUGGUUUUAGCGAAGAUGCCAAAGAUUCUGAUUCGAAAUGCGGACAGAUAAUGGCUACGUUUUCUUGCGAGUCAGUAUUCAUAACUUUUGUUAACAUUUUGAUGUCCCCACUUUUCAGAGAUAAUCUUGUGCUUUUACAAGUUGGAUUCAAGUCCUUGGGAUAUGAGAUGCAGAAACAGCAGCCGGCAUAUGACAGCAACUCAUUAUUUGGUGAGAACUUAAUAUUGAGACAUAAAGUUAUAUUUGUCACGGUCAGCUGUAUUCGUAAGCUUGUACAAUAUUCUCAAUGGUGAUUCCUCCUUCUCCAUCAUAGGUGAGAUCGGUGGAAAUAUGGGCUUAUUCCUGGGAUGCAGCCUGCUAACCAUAUGCGAAUUUUUGGAUUUUUUCAUGAGUUACCUAGCAGCACGAAACCGUAACGUGACUCACCCAGCGUAAUGACUGUACAAAUAAUUGUGCGGGAAUUUGCCCUUCAAAUGUCGUUUGUCUACACAAAAUGAUGUUCAGACGAAUUAAGGUUCAAAAGCUAUAAAGACUGUAAAGGACUGGUAACUGUAUAGUGGUUGGCGCUCUGACAACUUGAGGCGAAGUCAGAGUAAAAGACAAGUUGUUGAAAAGUCAAUCACUGUCAUUAAUAUCAGUAAUUUUCAGGAUAACCUUCACCUGGACGAUCUUGGUAGUUAAUGUUCCUUCCGCUUCCAAAUCAUGUCUACUAUAUGAAAACUCAUUUCUCUCAGGCGCGUUAGAAAUCAUGGACACGCAGAUGAUGCCACAGUAGCUUAGUACCGUCAUAAUUUACACUGUAUUUCCAAAGAUACAAAUUGAG
Messenger RNA from Pocillopora meandrina, 3744 nucleotides. The record is from the annotation of a GenBank genome assembly. NCBI's taxonomy places the organism in Eukaryota, Metazoa, Cnidaria, Anthozoa, Scleractinia, Pocilloporidae.